This is a messenger RNA of Protopolystoma xenopodis, 159 nucleotides long. The record is from the annotation of a GenBank genome assembly. Lineage: Eukaryota; Metazoa; Platyhelminthes; Monogenea; Polystomatidea; Polystomatidae.
AUGGCGGACUUCCUUGACAGAUGCCUCACAGUAGAGCCAGAUGAACGUGCAUCUGCUGAAGAGCUUUUGAAGCAUCCUUUUCUCAACCUUACAAAGCCACUGCGCUGCUUGCAUGCCCUGAUUGAGGCGGCGCGUCGCAAUCUCGGCAAACCGGUCUAA